Messenger RNA from Elgaria multicarinata webbii, 1615 nucleotides. It is a transcript of the gene GPER1, whose product is annotated as G protein-coupled estrogen receptor 1. Gene Ontology annotation, molecular function: G protein-coupled receptor activity; nuclear estrogen receptor activity. The record is from RefSeq and is a predicted model, not a curated record. Gene Ontology annotation, biological process: nuclear receptor-mediated steroid hormone signaling pathway; G protein-coupled receptor signaling pathway; cellular response to estradiol stimulus. NCBI's taxonomy places the organism in Eukaryota, Metazoa, Chordata, Lepidosauria, Squamata, Anguidae. Bases 455 to 1615 code for a protein of 386 amino acids. The transcript is spliced from 2 exons. Gene Ontology annotation, cellular component: Golgi apparatus; membrane.
UCCUUCAGAGGCAGAUGAAGCCCAAGCUUCCACCUGCUGCAUCAGAAUCGGAAGCACUACCGACACUCACAUGAUACUGUUAAGUUUGGUUUGGGGGGAAAGGAGCUCAAUGAUGAACGGCACAACGCAACAUAUCAAGCUGGGGAUACCUGCCGAAUUUACUGAAACACACCAGCGAUUAAGAGGACUCACAAAAGAGGGUCCGACAAUAUUCACUACUUGCUAAACGGAAGCAAAGAGUUACUAUGAUUCUGCAUCUUUCAAAUUGUAAGCAAGUCUGCGAUCGAAGGAAAAUGUAUAUACCUGAAGCCAUCAUUACUAUAAAAAAGUUCCUGUAUUAUAGAACAUAUGAACUCUCUCUCUUAUCAAACUGAGGAUUAACAUUUUUCCUAAGGUACGACAGAAAUUCUACAAGUACUGAUCUUGACUGAUUCUGCCUUUCCAUAUUCCAAACAUGACCUCUACAGAUAUCUUUGGAUCCACCAACAAUUUAAGCACUUUGGCACUGAAGUCCAAAGCAAUCUACCUAGCAGGGAACCAUACCAUGGAAAUUUACACAGUGCCCACAUCUCCAGUACUUUGCAACAGCACAUAUUUCGAACUAAACGGAUCGUACCUGGGCAAUGAAAGCAAACCUCUCAACCUUACAGAUAAAACGGAACACCAGCAAUACAUUAUAAGUCUUUUCUUAUCAUGCCUUUACACAAUAUUCCUUUUCCCUAUAGGCUUUGUAGGAAACAUCCUUAUUUUAGUGGUGAACAUCAGUUUUCGUGAAAAGAUGACUAUUCCAGACCUAUACUUCAUAAACCUUGCCGUAGCAGAUCUCAUUUUGGUUGCUGACUCCCUCAUCGAAGUCUUUAAUCUUGACGAAAAGUAUUACGAUAUCACAAUAAUUUGUACUUUCAUGUCCUUGUUCCUUCAAAUCAACAUGUACAGCAGCAUUUUCUUCCUAACGUGGAUGAGUUUUGACAGAUACAUAGCACUGGCAAAAGUAAUGAGGUCCAACCUGUUUCGUACCAUGGAGCACGCCAGAUUAAGCUGCGGCCUCAUUUGGUUGGCGUCCAUCUCUGCAGCCCUAGUGCCCUUUACAGCUGUACAUUUGCAACACACGGGAGAAGUUUACUUUUGCUUUGCAGAUGUAAAAGAAAUCCAGUGGCUAGAAAUAACCUUAGGGUUUAUCAUUCCUUUUGCUAUCAUAGGUCUUUGUUAUUCACUAAUUGUUAGAGUCCUGAUAAGAGCCCACAAGCACAGGAGUUUGCGAAUACGCCGUCAGAAAGCUCUUCGCAUGAUCGUUGUCGUCGUCCUCGUCUUCUUCAUCUGCUGGCUUCCUGAAAAUGUGUUUAUAAGUGUGCAGCUUCUCCAAAAGACGGAGCAAACCUCAUUGCGAAGCCACUCUUUCAGACAUAACUACCCCUUAACAGGACACAUUGUGAACCUUGCGGCCUUCUCAAACAGCUGCCUUAAUCCACUGAUCUACAGUUUCCUAGGUGAAACUUUCAGAGACAAACUGAAAUUGUAUAUUGAACAGAAAACCAAAGUGUCUGUUUUAAAUCGCUUUUGUCAUGCUACCCUGAAAUCAGUUAUUCCCGAUAGCACUGAGCAAUCGGAAGUUUAA